UAGUACGUUGUAUUUGACAGCCACAAAAUAGAAUUUUGUUUUAUUUAUUUAAACCAUUUCAAACCAAACAAAGAGGCUAAUUAGUGCAAUUUUGUCGUAAAUAUCUAACUUAAACGUAAAUUGAUUUAGAAAAUGACUACUUUGGAGGAUAAAAUUCUGGGUGAAAAGUUGGAGAACUAUUGCAGUUCCAGUGAAGACGAAGCCGAAUACGAAGAUGCGGACGAUGAACCGAGUAGCAGUAAACCAGCGAGUGAGCCUUCAGCUUCGACCUAUGCAGAAAAUUGGUCGGGGACUUCAGCCAACACAGGACCGAAAGGUGUAAUAAAAGAUUGGCAACGAUUUAAGCAGCUUGAAAGUGAGAAGAAUGAAGAAAAAGAGCGUGAACGGUUGAUGUUGAUGAAAAAACUGGCAAUAACGACCAAGACCAAGGCCGAAGACGAAAAGCAGAAAGAAGACGAUGAAUUCGACGCUGAAUUUGACGAAUUAUUGAAUUCGGACGCAAUGUUGGCAUUCCAACGGGAACGCAUGAUGGAAAUGUUGAAAGUUAAUGGUCAACUGAAGACUUUCGGACAAGUCAUUUCGUUGCGCAACGGUGAUGAGUUCCUGAAUGCGAUUGAUAUGGAAAACAAAAACACAACCGUCAUCGUGCACAUUUACGAGAAUAAUUUGGCAGCCUGCGAAAUGAUGGACAAAUGUUUGCAUACGCUUGCCAAAGAGUACGUUUACGUUAAGUUCUGUAGAAUUGCCAGUUCCGUUGCCGGAAUGAGCAAGCAUUUUAAGAUCAGUGGCAUUCCAGCGCUACUGGUGUACAAAGCGAAAAAUUUAAUCGGAAAUUUCGUCCGCGUAUCUGACGAACUUGGUGGCGAUGUAUUUUUUCCGUCUGAUGUGGAAAGUUUUCUGAUUGAAAAUGCUAUGCUUCCGGACAAGACUCAUGUGCCUGCUCUUGUCAACAAUGUGAAUGAUGACAGCGAUGAUGAGUAAUUCAUCGCGUUCGUAUUGGAACUGAGAAUGUGUUCGCGGCUACAAGCUGCUGUAACAUGAUUAUAGUUGCGCUAUUGCAUUGCAUUUAUAUUACACGUAGCACUCUACUGAAUCAUUAUUUUAUAUUUCGUACCAUUUACAUCUAUUUAAUAAAAAAGAGAUCGUUCCGAG
Molecule: messenger RNA, 1152 nt
Organism: Bradysia coprophila
Lineage: Eukaryota; Metazoa; Arthropoda; Insecta; Diptera; Sciaridae
Product: phosducin-like protein 1
Biological process (GO): regulation of G protein-coupled receptor signaling pathway
Source: RefSeq, a predicted model, not a curated record